UUUACAGUUUAUACUUUAUAGCAGCUUGAGCAAAAAGAAACCCGAACUCCGUACCUAUUAAUUCCGCCUCUUUCCCAAUUUCUCGACACACACUCUCUCUCUCUCCUCCCAGACUUCUGAACUCGAUAAAGUCUAAAGAGAGAAUCUAAUCGAACUCAAACUCCUCAAGUUUCCUACGCUCGCAAUCUUUUCAAUUCGAUUCGAACCCUAAUUUUCUCUCUCCUAGGGUUUCACUCGCAAUCAUGGACCCUGAGCCGAGCAAUACUGGAGCCGGCAACCCUAGCGCCAAUCGCAAUGAAGCUUCAACCAAGGUUCCAUCGAAGGACCCCAAAAAGAAGGAUGACAAGAAGGAGGAAGAUCUCUCGGAGGAGGACUUGGCUUUGAAGCAGCAGUUGGAAUUAUACGUCGAGCGAGUUCAGGAUCCCGAUCCUGGGCUGCAAAGAGUAGCUCUAGAGAGUAUGAGGCAGGAGAUUCGAUCCGCGACAAGUUCUAUGACUUCUGUCCCAAAGCCUUUGAAGUUUCUCCGCCCACACUAUGGGACUUUGAAAGCAUUUUAUGAAACAAUGAGUGGUUCUGAAUUGAAGGAAUUUCUAGCUGAUAUACUAUCUGUUUUGGCAUUGACCAUGUCAGCAGAGGGUGAACGGGAGAGUUUGAAGUACAGGCUAUUGGGAUCUGAGGGUGAUAUUGGUUCAUGGGGUCAUGAAUAUGUGAGAAAUUUGGCUGGAGAGAUUGCACAAGAAUACACAAAGCGUCAGAAUGAGGAUGCCCCUAUUGAUGAUCUCAUGGAUCUUGUUCAACAAAUUAUUGCUUUUCACAUGAAGCACAAUGCUGAGCCUGAAGCAGUUGAUCUUCUCAUGGAGGUGGAAGAUCUUGAUUUGUUGCAAGAGCAUGUCGAUGAUAAAAAUUACAAAAGGACGUGUCUUUAUUUGACUGCUGCAGCCAAAUAUCUUGCUAGUCCUGAUGAUAUGCUGGUCCUUGAUAUUGCCCAUUCUAUAUAUAUGAAAUGUGAAGAGUAUCCCUCUGCACUCCAGGUUUCAUUAUUCCUGGACAACUUGCAGUAUGUUAAGCAGAUUUUCACAUCUUGUGAGGACCUCCUGCGGAAGAAGCAGUUUUGUUACAUCCUUGCACGACAUGGUGUCUUAUUUGAGCUCGAUGAUGACAUGGUUUCAGAUGAUGAUGAAAGGGAGCAAAUGCAAGAUAUAAUCAACAAUUCUAAGUUGAGUGAAGGUUAUUUGACCCUUGCUCGUGAUAUAGAGGUCAUGGAAGCCAAAUCACCUGAGGAUAUAUAUAAGGCUCAUUUACUUGAUGGCCGUGCUAGUGCUGGUGCAACUGUUGACUCUGCUAGACAAAAUCUGGCAGCUACAUUUGUGAAUGCUUUUGUAAAUGCUGGUUUUGGACAGGACAAACUGAUGACUGGCCCUGCUGAUUCCUCAACCGGGGGUUCUUCUGGGAAUUGGCUAUUUAAAAAUAAAGAACAUGGGAAAACUAGUGCUGCUGCGAGUUUGGGUAUGAUCUUGCUUUGGGAUGUUGAUUCUGGACUUGCACAACUAGACAAGUACUUCCACAGUACUGACAAUCACGUUAUUGCGGGUGCAUUACUUGGUGUUGGAAUUGUGAACUGUGGUGUAAAGAAUGAUUGUGAUCCAGCUCUGGCGCUUUUGGGGGAUUAUGUUGAUAAAGAAGACCCAGCUAUUCGGAUUGGUGCCAUCAUGGGUUUGGGCAUUACAUAUGCAAACACUCAGAAUGAACAGAUACGCAACAAGUUGACUCCAAUUCUUGGGGACACAAAGGCUUCUCUUGAUGUUAUCGCCUUCACUGCAAUUUCACUUGGUUUGGUUUUUGUUGGUUCCUGUAAUGAAGAGGUUGCACAGGCAAUUAUAUUUGCAUUAAUGGAUAGGAGUGAGUCUGAUUUAGGGGAGCCACUUGCGAGGCUUCUACCUUUGGGCCUUGGUCUUUUGUAUUUAGGGAAGCAGGAAAGUGUGGAAGCAACAGCAGAGGUCUCUAAGACUUUCAAUGAAAAGAUCAGGAAACAUUGUGAUAUGACUCUUCUUUCUUGUGCCUAUGCUGGAACUGGAAAUGUUCUUAAGGUCCAGAGUCUGCUAGGUCACUGCGCACAACAUCUUGACAAAGGUGAAACGCACCAGGGACCAGCUGUUCUGGGAAUUGCCAUGGUAGCUAUGGCAGAAGAAUUGGGUGUUGAGAUGGCAAUUCGUUCACUAGAGCAUCUGCUGCAGUAUGGAGAGCAGAAUAUCCGUCGUGCAGUUCCAUUGGCACUUGGUCUCUUAUGCAUAUCGAACCCUAAAGUAAAUGUUAUGGAUACCUUAAGUAGACUGAGCCAUGAUUCUGACUCAGAUGUAGCUAUGGCUGCCAUUAUUUCGUUGGGAUUGAUAGGUGCUGGUACCAAUAAUGCCCGAAUUGCUGGGAUGCUAAGAAGUUUGUCCAGCUAUUACUACAAGGAUGCCAGUGCUCUCUUCUGUGUUCGGAUUGCUCAAGGUCUUGUACAUAUGGGGAAAGGUCUUUUGACCCUCAACCCAUAUCAUUCUGACCACUUCUUGUUAUCCCCGAUGGCACUUGCUGGUUUAGUAGUAACGCUUCAUGCAUGUCUGGAUAUGAAGGCCAUCAUCUUGGGAAAAUAUCAUUAUAUGCUUUACUUUCUUGUCCUUGCGAUGCAGCCAAGAAUGUUAUUGACUGUUGAUGAAAACCUUAAGCCCCUUUCAGUACCUGUCCGGGUUGGUCAAGCAGUUGAUGUUGUUGGCCAGGCGGGUCGGCCCAAGACCAUUACUGGCUUCCAAACUCAUUCAACCCCAGUUCUUCUUUCUGCUGGUGACAGGGCAGAACUUGCCACGGAGAAGUAUAUUCCUUUAUCAUCCAUACUCGAAGGCUUUGUCAUCUUGAAGGAAAACCCAGAAUACAGAGAGGAGCAUUAACUUGUCAGGCCAGCAAAGUCAUGAGUAAUCAGUCUAUUCACGAUUAAGCUUUGCCUCGGAGAGGUGGGGUUUAGUUUAGUUGUAGAGGCUGGAAGAUUUUCUUUGGAGGUGAAAAUGGGCGUCAAGCUGCUACUGGUGCCCUUGAACUGCUGACGAGGCUGUUACUAUGUGAUUGUCCAGCCAGAAAUUCAGUAGCUAAGACUUAGCAUAGCUGCUGAUGAGGAUCAAUUGAUGUAAUGUUGUGACAUGCCUUGGAACGUUUUUUGUAGAAGAAAUUAGAAGUAGAUAGUCUUUAAUUAUGAAAUGAAAUAUAUUGUGUUUUUUCGCGUUCCAUAUGCUUGUUUUAUGCUCUUUUGAUAUUUCCCUUUAAAACAUAAAAGGGUGUGGCUAGUCUAUUGAGAUGUCUUUACUUUUUUAGGAUAAUCAAUCCAUCCAUUUGUUUUACCAUUGCA
Chenopodium quinoa (quinoa) is the source of this 3379-nucleotide messenger RNA. Its product is annotated as 26S proteasome non-ATPase regulatory subunit 2 homolog A-like. Gene Ontology annotation, cellular component: nucleus; proteasome complex; proteasome regulatory particle, base subcomplex. The transcript is spliced from 25 exons. Bases 243 to 2927 code for a protein of 894 amino acids. Lineage: Eukaryota; Viridiplantae; Streptophyta; Magnoliopsida; Caryophyllales; Amaranthaceae. The record is from RefSeq and is a predicted model, not a curated record. Gene Ontology annotation, biological process: proteasome-mediated ubiquitin-dependent protein catabolic process; regulation of protein catabolic process. Gene Ontology annotation, molecular function: enzyme regulator activity.